UUCAAUCAAUGGCGUCAGACGACCGCUGGAACUCAGACCUCAUUCGCUGCACAUUCAAAAGACUGACCACUCGCAUAAACAAACACAGGAAUUGAUAUAUACGAGCAGUUGGCUUUUCAUUUGAUUUCAAAACAUGAGAGGUGGGCUCAAUGAUAGCUAGCAGCCUUGCACGUGACUCCUAAAAGGUGUUAGUUUUUUUUUUUUUUCGCCCUUUCGACGUGAUCAAUGGAAACCAACAUAUGGGAAGCUGAAGCCUGAUAGGCUGUCAUCAAGCGUAACCCAAAUGGCCUGUUCGAAUUAGCCAAUAUGAUGAUGUCAUCGCGUCUCCACUUUUUCUUCAAGUUAUGGCGGAGCUGAAGUUUUCAGCCUUGCUUGGCUAUUGAGCAUAGUAGUAUAUUAAUGGAGCACCUACAAGGAGCUUGGAGGACCCUUAGCAAUGGACUUGGAGGAAAAGACUCUGUGUUCGAGGGCCCUUGUACCUCUCCUACCGUGGUCCAAGGUUUUCCAUAUCAGCGUCGUGCAUCAGAUGACAGCAAAAUCGCAGACUCCAAAACGAGCAGCACUAUCCGAGUCUACCUCCCCAACCAACAACGCACCGUAGUGAAUGUACGGCCUGGCAUGACUUUGCAUAGUUGCCUCAUUAAGGCCCUGAAGGUUCGGGGACUUCAGCCAGAAUGCUGUGCGGUCUAUAGGCUCCAUCCCGGUCAAAGGAGUAUAAAGACUCGUAUGGAUUGGAACACAGACUCCAACUCACUCAUUGGGGAGGAACUGCUGGUGGAGGUUUUGGAUCAUGUUCCUCUUACGACACACAACUUUGUUCGGAAAACAUUUUUGAAGUUGGCCUUCUGUGACAUAUGCCAGAAGUUCCUUCUAAACGGCUUCCGCUGCCAAACGUGUGGCUACAAAUUCCAUGAGCACUGCAGCACCAAAGUGCCGACGAUGUGUGUGGACUGGAGUAACAUCAGGCAACUGCUGUUGUUCCCGACUCCCGGUGAAAGUGGUGGCCCAUCUUUUCCUCCCCUGUCGUCCCGUCGAAUGAGGGAGUCCAUUACCAGAGUGCCUAGCGGCUCAUUGCACAGACACUCAACCCCUCACGUCUUUAACUACCCCGCUCCUUACUCCACCUCUGGGUCAGCUCUGUCUCAGCGCCAGAGGUCCACGUCCACCCCAAAUGUCCACAUGGUCAGCACCACCCUGCCCGUUGACAGCAGCAUGAUUGAGCUAGAUUGCCUGAAUACCUCACCUAGUUCCUGGUGCCGCAGAUUUUGCCUGAGGAGAAGAGAUGCAAUGCAAGGUCAUAGCUCAGGUGGAAGCUCUCCAAGUCAGAGCCCAACUGGAUGGUCCCAGUCCAAACCACCAGCCCCCGCACAGAAAGAAAGGGCAGGAUCCUUUGGUUCUCAGGAGAAAAACAAGAUUCGGCCACGGGACAAAAGAGACUCCAGCUACUACUGGGAGAUUGAAGCUAGCGAGGUGAUGCUCCAGUCACGAAUCGGCUCAGGCUCCUUUGGAACUGUGUGGAAAGGGAAAUGGCACGGUGAUGUUGCUGUAAAGAUUUUAAAGGUGACAGACCCUACACCGGAGCAGUUCCAAGCUUUCCGUAAUGAAGUUGCAGUGUUACGGAAGACCAGACAUGUCAACAUCCUGUUGUUCAUGGGCUACAUGACAAAAGACAACCUUGCCAUUGUGACGCAGUGGUGCGAUGGGAGCAGCCUGUACAAGCACCUCCACGUGCUCGAGACGACCAACUUUCAGAUGUUCCAGCUGAUUGACAUCGCUAGGCAGACCGCUCAGGGCAUGGACUAUUUACAUGCAAAGAACAUCAUCCACCGUGACAUGAAAUCUAACAACAUCUUUUUGCAUGAGGGCUUGACCGUGAAGAUUGGGGACUUUGGCUUAGCCACUGUGAAAGCUCGAUGGAGUGGAUCCCAUCAGGUGGAGCAGCCUUCAGGGUCCAUAUUAUGGAUGGCCCCUGAAGUAAUCAGAAUGGAGGACAACAAUCCGUACAGCUUCCAGUCAGACGUUUAUUCCUACGGAGUUGUCCUGUAUGAGCUGAUGACGGGCGAGAUCCCGUACUCCCAGAUUGCCAACAGAGAUCAGAUAAUCUUCAUGGUGGGCCGGGGUUACCUGUCUCCAGACCUCACCAAGCUGUAUAAGAGCUGCCCCAAAGCCAUGAAGAGACUCGUCGCCGACUGCAUCAAAAAGUCCAAGGAUGAAAGGCCCCUCUUUCCACAGAUAUUGUCGUCCAUCGAGUUGCUCCAGCAUGCUCUUCCCAAAAUCAACCGGAGUGCCUCCGAGCCCUCACUGCACAGAGCCUCGCAGACAGAGGACAUAAACUCCUGCACUUUGACCUCCAUGAAGCUGCCUGUUUUCUAGUGCUCACUCUAGGACAUAUGUCUACCUCUGUUAAGCCAUGGACAUAUGGACGGACGGACAAGAACUGUGUCCGCUGAACGGCUGUUCACAAUAUGUGCUUACAGAGGAGGACAUGGCCUCGAGGUGGACGUCUGGAUGUAUGAAGGGAACGCUUGAGAGAGAGAGAGAAAGAGAGAAAGAGGAGUUGCCUUUGGUCUUUUGGUGGCCGUCGAGGGCACUGGUUGGUCUCCCCCUCGUACCUUAUGGCUGAGGAGAAGUUGUCUUCUUUCAGCAGAGGAGCAGAAAUGACCUCCGUGGGGACUGAAGGAAGCAUUGUUUCCGUUUCACUGUUCAGGAGCAGAUUUAUUUUGUGCCCUUAUAAAUUCAAAUCACCGUGCACACUAACAAAUUGACUUUUUCUUUCUCUCUGCCGUCCAUGUCAAGUGGGCACGGUGAUUUUCAUAAAGUAGUUCUUUUUGGCCAUAAAAUGGUGUUAAUAUAACAAUUGAUGGUCAGCAACAGUUAUUUUUUUUUAAAUCCACUUAGCAGUCCUGUACUGUUUUUGAAGGGUUCUUUUUUGAAAAUGUGGAGAUCUUUGUUUAAUGAUCAUGUUUUAUUUUAAUAAAAAAAGUAAGUUAAUCUUAAUUAUCAGUAAAUAUCACAGUUAAACACAGCUUUCAUGUUUUUUGCAGUUCAUUGUUUUCUUUUUUUUUGCCUGGUAGAUUCUCACAAUGCAAUCAGCAGUUUGUGCUGAAAUUAGUUCCAGGGUAUUUCUUGGAAAUAAAACUCGAGCACUUUA
This is a messenger RNA of Alosa sapidissima (American shad), 3151 nucleotides long. RefSeq names its product Raf-1 proto-oncogene, serine/threonine kinase a (gene raf1a). Gene Ontology annotation, molecular function: protein kinase activity; ATP binding. The coding region runs from base 400 to 2373 and encodes 657 amino acids. The transcript is spliced from 19 exons. Lineage: Eukaryota; Metazoa; Chordata; Actinopteri; Clupeiformes; Clupeidae. Gene Ontology annotation, biological process: protein phosphorylation; signal transduction. The record is from RefSeq and is a predicted model, not a curated record. Gene Ontology annotation, cellular component: mitochondrion; cytosol; plasma membrane.